Nylanderia fulva is the source of this 1239-nucleotide messenger RNA. RefSeq names its product odorant receptor 13a-like. The record is from RefSeq and is a predicted model, not a curated record. Gene Ontology annotation, biological process: sensory perception of smell; detection of chemical stimulus involved in sensory perception of smell. Gene Ontology annotation, cellular component: plasma membrane. Gene Ontology annotation, molecular function: olfactory receptor activity; odorant binding. NCBI's taxonomy places the organism in Eukaryota, Metazoa, Arthropoda, Insecta, Hymenoptera, Formicidae.
CAACCCCUCUUCAACAUAUACACGUUAGUCUUUGACAUGGAUAUGUCAAAAUCUUCAGAUUACAAAGAUUUUGUAUGGGCAAUUAAAAUAAACCGUCUGAGUUUAGAAUUGGUCGGUUUAUGGCCUAAAGUCGAUGGAAUUAAAAAAAGUCUCGAUUCUGAUAUUCGUAUGGGAUUCGCUUUCAUUAUGAUGGCUUUUGUUUCUGGUAUUCCUUUUGUACAUGCGCUUAUACGUGUUUGGGGCAAUAUGGCGUUAAUGAUAGACAAUUUACGUAUUUCCAUACCUGUGUUGACGGUUGCAUUAGAACUUGUCAUUAUGCGAUGGAAACAAACAGUCGUAUUAUCCAUCGUAAAGACAAUGGCAGAAGAUUGGAUAACGACAAAAUUAAGCACGGAGAGGGACGUAAUGAUAAAACAAGCACGAAUUGCACGGUUUCUAAUAAUUUUUGGAUGCAUUAUAAUGGCAAUGUCAUUUACCAUUCUAAUUAUUCUUCCUUGUUUUGGCGUACAAAUUAGGUAUCCAACGAAUCUUACGGAUCGCAACAAACUAUUACCGCUACAGACCUAUUAUAUCUACGACACUGAUAAGGAUCUGUUAUAUGUGCUGACGUUUCUCUCUCAAGCCAUAGCGGUUCUUUUGUCAGCAAUAAUUUUCAUUGCUAUAAAUGCAUUCUUAGGAUUUGUAAUUCUUCACAUCUGCGGUCAGUUGGAGAAUUUCAAGCAACGAAUAAUCAAUUUAGUCUCGUGCAAAAAUUUCAACAAAACUCUGAGCAGCACCAUAGUGACUCAUUUACGUCUUAUCAGAUACGCCGAUAAUAUCGAAAAUACGUAUACAUUAAUAUUGUUUAUAUUGGUACUCCAGUUUGGUAUUGUAUUUUGUCUAUGCGGAUUUAUAAUUCUUAUUGUUAUUAGUGAUGAAAAAUUAACCGCCGAAAAUUUUUCACAAAUAAGUUAUUUGCUUAGUAGUGUUAUUUGUUUACUUUCGCAAACGUUUUUUUACUGUUUCGGAGGAGAUUUAAUAACUGAACAAUGCAACGCUGUAUAUCAAACUAUUUGUGAUCUUGAAUGGUAUACAUUGGAGCCACGCAAGGCGAGAAACCUUAUCCUACUAAUGUUAGUAGCCAAGGAACCUUUUCGUAUUACUGCGGGAAAAGUUCUUCCGCUAAGGAUGACCACUUUUUGCAGCCUACUAAAAACAAUGGCUGGUUAUAUAUCCGUUUUGCUAGCAAUGCGAAAUUGA